CCACACCGCAGAGUCCUCCGAGGGAUGAGCUCGGGAUGAGGGAUCAUGGGGGGUGUGGGAGAUUGUGUCAGACGCCGCGAGACGGGCAGAGGGCGGGCUCUGGGGGUCAGCUAGAUGCCUCCGGGGAAGGGAAAUCUGGAAAAUUGUCAGAAGCCUGGCCGUUGUCCACACCCCCCCUGUCCGUAUGAAUCAUGGAUCUAGUGUUGUCUGGAGACCCUGACUGCUCCCUGCCUAAUCCACAAGGCCUCAUCUCGAUCCCACCGGCUCGGUCCCCUUCCAUGACUUCAUAUAUUGACCAUGAAUAUUCUCGUGUUUGAACCUAAUACUGGUUUCUACCCGCUAUCAACCCUAUAAUAGCAGCAUACCAAACAGUCGGGCACGUCUAGUCCAGCUCCUAUAGCUUGUUCUAGCCUACUACGACUUACACGCGCAUACGAACGACAAGCCGCAUAGAAGCAGGCUUCUACCAUUACAACGAAACCGACGACACUAUCGAUCGAAUUUGUGGAGAAAGAGAACGACCAAAAUGUACAGUCCAUACGGUUCAUACAGCUCUAUGAGCUCGAAUGCUCAGCCCCUAGACAUCGCACCGAGCAGCUACCUCUCUCGCGAUGCUUCAUAUCACGCUAGCUGCGCCUUUCCCUCAUGGCCUCAACGAUCCUCACUGAUGGACUCGGCUCGGGAGGAGCGCGUCUCAUCCUACAUCACUGACGACGAACUCUUCGAGGAGUUUUCCCUCAGUGACGACUCCCACAGCAUUUCCAGUGGAAGCAGCACAGCUUCCGCCUCGCCGUUUAUCAGUGAAGAAGAGCUCCUAGAACUCCAGCGCCAGAAGAUGGCCGCGCAGCGCGAGGCCAUCAAGCACCUUCUCAACGAGAAGGAGCGCCGCCGCCAGCAGUACAAGAAGACGCGCAAAAACAGCGGCAGCUCCAAGAAGGGCACCAGCCCGAAAAAGCAGGAUCAGAUGGCGCCCAUUACCGAGGCCGGUGAAUGAGAGGUGGCAAAGCAUUACUAACGACGAUAUGACAGCAUGACUGUAA
This is a messenger RNA of Xylaria bambusicola, 1040 nucleotides long. RefSeq lists its product as uncharacterized. NCBI's taxonomy places the organism in Eukaryota, Fungi, Ascomycota, Sordariomycetes, Xylariales, Xylariaceae. The transcript is spliced from 2 exons. Bases 527 to 994 code for a protein of 155 amino acids. The record is from RefSeq and is a predicted model, not a curated record.